AUGAAAUGUGGAUGUGAUGAACAGUAGCUAGGUAGGAAGAGGGUACGAGGACGAUUGUGAAAGAUCAAUUGGAUGCGAAGCCCCUGGAUCUCCCAAAUUCAAACAGAGGAAUCGUAGAUCUACUUUUUCCCUUUUCUAUUUUGUAUUUGAUCAGAACCAAUGGGUUUAUGGGAAGCUUUUCUCAAUUGGCUUCGCAGCCUUUUCUUCAAGCAGGAAAUGGAGUUAUCUCUGAUAGGACUUCAGAAUGCUGGAAAGACUUCACUUGUAAAUGUCGUUGCUACUGGGGGCUAUAGUGAGGACAUGAUUCCAACGGUGGGAUUCAAUAUGAGGAAAGUCACAAAAGGCAAUGUUACAAUUAAGUUAUGGGAUCUUGGAGGGCAACCUAGGUUCCGCAGCAUGUGGGAGCGUUACUGUCGUGCUGUUUCCGCAAUCGUUUAUGUUGUUGAUGCUGCCGAUCCAGACAAUCUUAGCAUAUCAAAAAGCGAACUUCAUGAUUUGUUGAGUAAACCAUCAUUGAAUGGUAUACCCUUGUUGGUGUUGGGGAACAAGAUUGACAAGUCAGGGGCUUUGACUAAACAAGCAUUGACUGAUCAAAUGGAUUUGACGUCAAUUACCGACAGAGAAGUUUGCUGCUUCAUGAUCUCGUGCAAAAACUCGACUAAUAUUGACUCUGUUAUAGAUUGGCUCGUGAAGCAUUCCAAAUCAAAGAGCUGAGAAGUUCCUCUCUGCUUUGAACUCUGCUGUAACUGCUCAGUCUGGAUGUUGGUGGUGGCAUUUGCGCAUCUAAAACUCGGUUUCACAUAGCCUUAUUCUUGCCCUUUGUUUUUUUCUCGGAUUUUUGUUAUGUUAAUAUCAUAUCAUUCUUAUCGUUUGGGGACGUGAACGAUAUGCCAUAUUUGUCAGGGAUUACUUUUAGUGCAGUUAUUGUGAGUUACAUCGUGUUUGUACUUUAGUUGUACGAAAAUUUGAUAAUUCGUUGUAUAAAAAGUGAUAGUUCAAUUUUCUGGCUUGGAAAAA
This is a messenger RNA of Neltuma alba, 1017 nucleotides long. RefSeq names its product ADP-ribosylation factor-like protein 8a. The transcript has 6 exons. Gene Ontology annotation, molecular function: GTP binding; GTPase activity. Gene Ontology annotation, biological process: protein transport. The record is from RefSeq and is a predicted model, not a curated record. Lineage: Eukaryota; Viridiplantae; Streptophyta; Magnoliopsida; Fabales; Fabaceae. The coding region runs from base 160 to 714 and encodes 184 amino acids.